This is a messenger RNA of Didymodactylos carnosus, 1701 nucleotides long. NCBI's taxonomy places the organism in Eukaryota, Metazoa, Rotifera, Eurotatoria, Philodinida, Philodinidae. The record is from the annotation of a GenBank genome assembly.
AUGUCUACCGAUUUCACUGAGGAAUCUAAUCUAUCGGUGACAUCCCCUAUAAAUUCUACAUCAACGACAAACAGUAGUGGCAAUAAAAGCAGCGUGAUUAAUAUGGAUACGAAACGAUACGGAGCAAUUCGUAAAAAUCGACGAUAUAUUCCAAGAAAACGUUUGCUUAUGCCAUAUUUUCUAUUAGGUGGAAACAAAAGCGAUCCAUUAAAUUUGAAUGCUUUAAUACAACAGAAAAAAGAAAAAACAUUUCAUACCGAUAUUGUCAAUCCGCCUAAACCAAAUAAUAAUAAUUCAUCCGAUGGUGGUCUUACUGUUGAAAUAUUAUUAACACCAAAUACAAGAGAUCCUUUGAGAUUAGAUGGAGAUUCACGAUCAAGAAAUCUAUCUUUAUCGGUGACAUCAGAUAACAAGAAUGUGAACCCAACAGGUAGAUGCUAUUAUAGACAAGCAAGUCAACCAUAUGGAAAAAAUAAAAAUCUUGUUACAGAUUCAUUUAUUCAUCCUCAAAAUAAUCGUCCAGUGAAUACAAUUCGUUCACAUGCUCAACAUAUUUCUCCGUCUAUUCGUCCUUUGCUGUCGAUUCAAACAUCGGUACCAAAUUCUGUUAACAAUCAUUUAAAUCUAUAUCGUCCAUCGUUGAGUUUUGAUAAUCAGUAUUAUAAUCAAACUCGUUCUGAUUCAAUUACAACACCGUCAACGAAUGUACAAAAUAUGUGGCCGCAACUAGCUGAUGAACACGAAGAUGAUGAGGUUGUCAAAUUUAGAGAGCAAGGUGAAGAAAUGUGCUAUGGAAAUUUUAAAGGCUAUUAUGGUUAUCGUGAUCCUUCGCAAGAUAAUCGUUUGACUUAUAUGAAAUCAGAAUGGUUUAAACAAAAAGAUGUUCUCGACAUCGGAUGCCAUACUGGUCACGUAACAUUUUUUAUUGCUGAAAAUUUUAAUCCAAAAACAAUUCUGGGAGUUGACAUUGAUCAACAAUUAAUACAUCAAGCAAGACAACGUUUAUGGGAUAAAAUACAGAAUCAUAAACGAACUAAAAUUAAUAAUGAACAACAGUCAAACAGAGAUAUCCAAUUUCCGUUGAACAUGCGUUUUCAACAGGCAAAUUUUGUAUUGGAAAACGAUGAUGAUCUAAAUUAUGUUACAGCAGAAUAUGAAACCAUAAUUGCAUUUAGUGUAACGAAAUGGAUUCAUUUAAAUUUUGGAGACUGUGGUAUUAAACGAUUUUUCAAACGUAUUUAUCGUGCAUUGAGGCCAGGUGGAAUUUUGUUAUUAGAACCACAACAAUGGCAAAGUUAUCGAAUCAAACGUAAAAUGACUAAAAAAAUAUGGGAAAAUUAUCGUCAUAUUGAAUUUAAACCAACGGAGUUUUUAUCUUAUUUGUUAUCGAGUGAAGUGGGUUUUCAAACAUGUCGUACAAUCGGUACACCAACACACAAGAAUAAAGGUUUUGAACGUCCAAUUUUGAUGUUAAUUAAAGCCAGUUUUAUUGAUACUUUAUCAAAUCAACAAGAAACAAAUCCGUUACCUCGUGCGUCCUCAGUCUGGCGUUCUGAUGCUGAUAAUUUAGAUAUGACAACUGCAUCUAAUGAGCAUAAUAAUAUUUUGAUUACUGAUGCUGAUCAUGUGUCAUUAUUACCGCGUAUGGAUCCUUCUACGCCUAUUCAAAUACAAUCAUCAGCGGUCCAAAUGAUUGAAUAG